AUGUACGGGAAGAUGGAUUCUGGAAUGGAUGGGAUGAGCGACUUGUCCGAGGUGUUGCCAUUGAAGUUCAGCCAGCGCGGCUGCUUGGGCCUAUGUGGUCAAGGUCCCAACUCCUUGCUAGAGAACAUGCCAGCCAAAGCCGGGAAACCCGGCAACCAAGCUGUGAAUCGUUUGGACUCCUUCAGCAAGGUCCUAGCAAUGGUCAAGAAGUUCCUCCGAGCCCAAGGUGCUGAGUUUGCUGUGCCUGAAGAAGUUUUAACAAGAGCUCGCUUCAAAUCAGAUGCCAUGAGGCUCUUGAGCAAGAGUCCGUUCCGCCCACAACACACCCUGGAUGACAUGCAGGGAGCCAUCGAAUCGCUCUCAAAAGCGCUUGACAUGGAAGAUCGAUUGAUCCACGGAUCUGGGGCGAUCACGACGGAUCGUCAUCUGAGUCGAUCACGUGUUUUUGAUCUUCUGCUCCUUCGCGGCAAGGCCUGGGGUCGCCUGUGUUUGGCCAAGCUGAACUCCGACACCGACGUGGAAGCCCUGGUCACCGCAGCGCUGCACGAUUUUGGCCGCGCCCUGCUUGAGAAGCCCAGAUCCUUCGAAGCACUGGUUGAAGCGGCACAUAUCUAUGCAUUUAGUGGUCAAACUACAAGAGCUGUGGAGUUCUAUGAGAAAGCCAUAGAUCUCAUGAAGACCUCCGGUACCACCCACGAGUCUGCUCGCUUGCAGCGUCGAGUGGAGCGGCUCAAAGCAGGAGGAUCGAUCGAAGUAGACACAGGUGACGGCAGCGGCUUGUGGAAAGUCGAAGAGAUCACCGGCGUCACGGCCGACACGUGUGUCUAUCAUUUGCGUCUCGGCCGAUCACCAGGGAAUCCUCAUCCCUAUCCGGAAAGUGCAUGGCAUAUUCAAGUCUUUCUGGGCUCCACCGUUCGAGAAUAUACACCCAUCUCGUCUGUGAGCGAUUGGGAAGACGGGUCGUUGGAUCUCUUGGUCAAGACAUACCCGGAUGGCACGGUGUCACGCUUCUUUGGUACCUUACGAACGGUACAAGAAGCCAGAGACCUCGCGCUGCAGAACUAUGCGCCUUUGGAGGAGCAAAACUGCUGGGUUCGUGUCUCUGCUCCACUCUUGACACUGCAAUUGCCGUCCUUCUCCGAAGGCGGCAAGAUAGUGGGACCAGUGGAAGAUCUUGGCAUCAUAGCAGGUGGUACUGGAAUCGCUCCAGCUCUGCAAAUUCUCUCUGAAUGUCUUCCUGGCAAAUCACUAAACUGUAGGGCAGUCUUGCUGUAUUCCAGCCGGAGCCUGCAGGAUAUUUUGAUGUUGGAUGAGCUUAGGGCUAUUCAAGAGGCAUCAGCUGGACAGGUUCGGGUGGUACACACUCUGACAGCUGUCAAGGAUGUAUUGCAGAGGCUUCAGACACGCUGCUAUUUCUCGGGGCGUCAUGGUCACUUUCUGGAGGACCACAGACCAGAUCCUCCACAGGAACUGCUUCUGGGACAUAUUAAUCGGGACAUGCUUCGAAAGGUCAUGCCACCACGAGGCCGUCAGGUGCGAAUUCUAAUCUCUGGACACUUGGACUUCUUCGACCAGGCGGUAGCAAUCCUGGUGAUCUAUGUGUUUGACGUGUUCAUUGCAGAUGCUGUCUCGGACUACUUGCCGGUGCACGGAAAGGAGUUUCACGUCUCGACAUGCCUCAUGGUUUUGGUCAUCGUUCUGACGGUCAUUAGCUACACUCUUGCUCCUUCACGGUCAAAGUCAGCGUGA
This is a messenger RNA of Durusdinium trenchii, 1749 nucleotides long. The record is from the annotation of a GenBank genome assembly. Lineage: Eukaryota; Dinophyceae; Suessiales; Symbiodiniaceae.